GGCCGCGGGGGGACGGGAGCGCCGGGCGCGGCCGGCCGCGGGCCCCGGGGAGCGGCGGCGUCCCGGGGCCCGGCGAGGCGCGGCCGCGAUGCCCGUGCUGCCCAUCCCGCGCCGCGUGCGCUCCUUCCACGGGCCGCACUCCAGCUGCCUGCACGCCGCCUGCGGGCCCGCGCGCGCCUCGCGCCCCGCGCGCACCAAGUACCACAACUUCGACGUGUACGCGCGCGCGCGCUGGCUGCACGGCUUCAUCCGCUUCCUGCUCUACUUCAGCUGCAGCCUGUUCACCGCCGCGCUGUGCGGCGCGCUGGCCGCGCUGCUGGGCCUGCAGUACCUGGGCGUGCGCGCGCUGCUGCGCUUCCAGCUCAAGCUGUCGGCGCUGCUGCUGCUGCUCGGCCGCCGCCGCCUGGACUUCCGCCGCCUCAACGAGCUGCUGCUGUCCGCCAUCCACGUCACCGUGCUGCUGCUCGGCGGCCUGGGCUGGUGCUUCAUGGUCUUCCUGGACCUGUGAGGGGCGCGGAGCCCCCCAGCCGCCAGGCCGGGCGCGCGCGGGGAGGCGGCGCCGGGACUGAGACUGGGGGUCUCGGGGAGCGCCCCGGGAGGGCGGCGGGCAGGAGGCGACCCCGCGGGCCCGCAGCGCGCCGGGGAGACGCAGCGCCGAGUCCUGGGGCGACCCCCGGGCGCUGAGUCCCGCUCUGUCCCGGUUCUCGGCGCGCCCCUGGCUCAGAGCUGGUGCAUGUCCCGGGCGGCGGGGCAGACCCUGCGAGUGCCUCUCGGGUCCCGGGAAGGAGCCGCCCGCAUUAAACUUAUUUUUUUACUGUG
Molecule: messenger RNA, 819 nt
Organism: Sorex araneus (European shrew)
Lineage: Eukaryota; Metazoa; Chordata; Mammalia; Eulipotyphla; Soricidae
Gene: TMEM250
Product: transmembrane protein 250
Exons: 1
Coding region: 89-508 (139 amino acids)
Source: RefSeq, a predicted model, not a curated record